This is a messenger RNA of Physcomitrium patens, 3090 nucleotides long. RefSeq lists its product as uncharacterized. Lineage: Eukaryota; Viridiplantae; Streptophyta; Bryopsida; Funariales; Funariaceae. The record is from RefSeq and is a predicted model, not a curated record.
GUGUUUCGCCCCCCUCCCCCCCGUCGAUAUGCCACAAACCUUGAGAGCGGGUUGCCGUCUUAUUAUUGCGACCGUCGUUGGAAUCCUGGUAGAGUGAGUGAGAGAGAGAGAGACGCCGUCGUGGAGGCGACAUUUUGAAUCAUUCUGCGCUUCGUUUGGCGUUUCGUGGCGUGAGCGGUGUUGGUUUUGGUGGGAUUUGUGAGGGUGGCAAGGGGCUUUGAAGUGGGAAGGUUCUGGAAGGUUGUCGAAGAAGGUGCCGGGUCCGACUCGUUGCCGUGAGCAGGAGUUUGUAGGCAGACGUUUUGAUUGACAAGCGCGCAAGAGUUGGUUGAAAGACACACCGUCGGUUUGGAAGUCUUCGUUCGUGGAGGGAGACGAGUUGGCCAAGGGAGUUGUCGUCUCGGGGAAGGGGAUGCAGAGGAAGUGCGAGUCGCAUGCUCAUCUUGAUCCUCACAUCUCGUACUCCGUUGUUUUCGUUGGCUCUGAGAGGAGUUUUUUUAGCCUGCUCGGAUUUUUCUCAUCGGCUGGAUUUUAAAUUUUUUUAGCGGAAUUAGAAUCAAUUCUUGGCUGGGAGGUGGGUGAUGUGAUUUGUCUGCCAUUGAGUAGGCCAAUCGAGUGCAGGGAGUUAUUGAGUAUCUCGGGACUUACUGGGUGCUUAAGUCUCAGUGUUCUGCCAAGGGUAGCCGUCAUCCAUUAACUAGUGCCACUCUGAGGGUGGUUGGUUUUUGAGGGAAUUCUUCGUGUUUCGAAGAGUUUUGUGAGCCAUCACGGAGUUGCAAUCCACGACGGUUUAUCUUGGGGUCGAGUUCGUGUUUUCUGUACACAGCCAUUGUGAAGGGAGGGACUGGUUUUCUCUGCCAGAGGUUCUGAGAAAUGGAGCCGUGUGGCUGUCGCUGAUAAUACUUCACUUAUGCAUCGGAACAUUGUGUGAAGUUCUCAUUUGGAUACGUUGAGCAGAUUUAAGAGAGUUUGUAGGCUGCACGCGAGCAGUGUUUUAAAGUUGAUUGGGGGAGAGGGUUAUACAUCUUACCUUACUGCCGGUUUAUUACGAAGGUGCUUGUUAAGACAGGGAAGGGUUUCCUGAUUAUCUGACAGAGGAGAACAGUUGGAAUCCAUGGUUGGUCCAGCCUCGCAGAAUGUCACUAGCGGUGCGGGUUUGCAUCAGGAUGAUUACCAUGGAGAGAAGCAUGGUUGGUCAACCCAGCCUCGAGCCGCGGUUCAAUGUGGCUCGUAUUCAAGGACACUACAAACGAAGCACUAUUCCGGAGGCGAUUCGGGAAAGCGAGUUAACCACAGAGUUACGAAGGGAGCAGACCACAGGGUAGGAGGAGGACCAGACAUGAAUGCAAGAAUCAAUCUGCCGUCGUCGGUCUCUUCUUCUGGUCAUUUCUCUUGUCCAUCUAAUAUCGAUCGCUUCCUCGAGGUUACUACUCCCCGGGUGAAGACUCAGAAUCUUCCCAAGUCAUACGUACGGGAUUCUUCUCAGAAGCGGUGUCUCAACCCUGAAAAGACGGCAUACUUCAACCUGAGAGACUUAUGGGACUCAUUCGACGAAUGGAGCGCAUAUGGAGCUGGUGUGCCUUUGGUGUUGAAUGGUGAUGAGAGCGUUGUCCAGUACUAUGUGCCUUACCUGUCUGCUCUUCAGUUGUACAAGCUGGCACCACGGCAGUCGGGAUUCAGGAAUCGAGGGUCUGAUUCUGAUACGGGCAGCGAGGCUAGUUCAGACGGUGAGAAUGACAGUUUUUCCCUGGGUUACAAAGGUGCCGAGAGUCCGCCAUCGAGUUUGCGUGGUCCCUCCGGAAACAGUAUCAGGUUGAAUUAUUCCCGGUCGGAAAGCGACGAAGAUGUAGAGGUCUGGUCUUAUUUUGAGACCAUUUCGCCGUAUAGUCGGGUUCCUCUUGUUGAUAAGAUUGCAGACCUGUCACGAGAUUUCGAGCCCGACAAGAAUCCCCUACGUACACUACAAAGUUUCGACCUUUUACCGAACAGUUGGCUUUCGGUCGCUUGGUAUCCAAUCUACCGGAUACCUACUGGACCUACUCUGCGAGAUCUGGAUGCUUGCUUUUUAACAUUCCACCCUUUAUCAACACCAUUAAAAGCUACAGGAGAUGCUUCCAUGAGGUCACCGCGUCGCGAGGGUGUGUGUGUAGCUCAAAAUGUCCCUCCUCUGGAACCUCUACCGCUUCGUGCAUUUGGGCUGGCAUCGUACAAGCUCAGAGGUGCUGUCUGGUCUUCAAGUUCCGAGAGGCGACAAGUAGCAAUGUUGCAGAGGAAGGCCGACGACCAUCUCAAGGAUUUGCGUGUUCAACAUCUGCAUUCAGACUUCAAUUAUUUCACCUCUCAUAGUACACCGACUCGUCGCUGAGUCGUGACUUUGGGCUGUAACAUUAGUGUGUAUCUAUAUCCCCCUUUCCCACCAUGGUCAAAUAAUGACCGCGAGGCUCGAGUAUUCAUCUCAUGAAACAGCGACUGGCAGCUCUCGUACAAAUUCUUCGCCAAUGUUACUGGGCCAGCUUGUGUAAGUUAAUGUUGCACCACCUGCGCUGGCAUUUUGAAUAAGCCAGUCUAGCUGUAGUUUCAGUUUCUUCCCUUAUCUGAAACCAAAAAAGUAAAAAUUAGAAAAAAUGGAAAAUCUUGAUUUUUGUGAUUGCACUUCAUUCGAGCUUGUAGGGUAGAUUAGAGGCAAAGUUUUUGAAGCCUCUUAUAUGCUUUUGCUUAGGGCAGGGCUUUGGAACAUCAAUAUCAAUCUUGUGGAUACUAUUGAUGAUGCGUAACUUUAUGUUCAGUUUUAGUUGAAGUGGCAAUCUGUAGCCGGGAAGUAGUGGAGAAUCUGACAAGGUCUUUCUAUGUCCUUUACCUUGUAGCAUCGUUUUAUGAGGGAGGCUUAAAGUAGUUCUUAUGGUUAUAAAAGACGGUACUUGGGUUUUAUUUUUUGAAAAUUUACUUAUAUUUUUUAUAUACCUUCUGAACGAAGUGCUGAACGUUUUGGCAACGUUCAAUAUCUAAUUUUCUGUAAAUGUCUUGGAAAUAUAAAUGUUACAUAUCUCAUCUGGUUGGUUUCCUUGACCACUUGAGCAGCAUUCAUGUGUG